UGCCACUGCUUUGACCUCGAACCCUGCUCAGCUGCGACGCCUACCCCAUCUGUCAAAGUUAUUCGACUAAGAUGAGCCUGCACGACAACGAAGAUCUUGUCAAUUACGAGGACGAGGACGACGUUGUUCCUAACGGAGCUGCUGCUACGAACGGGGCUGCCGUGUCAGCAACGGCAGAUGUUGAUGCGGAAAAAGAGAAGAAAAACUUCUCAGGCAUACAUUCCACUGGCUUCAGGGACUUCCUACUUAAACCAGAAUUGUUACGUGCGAUCAGUGAUUUGGGCUUCGAGCAUCCCUCCGAAGUUCAACAAGAAUGUAUUCCUCAGGCAGUUUUGGGAAUGGAUGUCCUCUGUCAGGCAAAGUCGGGUCAUGGCAAGACUGCCGUCUUUGUGCUUGCGACUCUCCAGCAGUUGGAGCCCGUGAAUGGAGAAGUAUCCGUCAUCGUCCUCUGCCAUACCAGGGAACUUGCGUUCCAAAUAAAAAACGAGUAUACACGGUUCGCGAAGUAUAUGCCAGACGUCCGCGUCCAUACUUUCUAUGGAGGCACUCCCGUCCAGAAAGACGCAGAAUUACUUCGUGACAGGAACCGGUGCCCCCACAUCGUCGUAGCCACUCCAGGUCGGCUGAACGCUCUCGUCAGGGACAAGAUUCUGGACGCAAAGAAUGUGAAACACUUCACGUUGGACGAGUGUGAUAAAAUGCUUGAGCAACUUGACAUGCGCCGAGAUGUUCAAGAGAUAUUCCGAGCAACUCCUCACCACAAGCAAGUUAUGAUGUUCAGUGCUACGUUGUCGAAGGAGAUUCGAGUCACUUGCAAGAAGUUCAUGGCGAACCCGCUUGAAAUUUUCGUCGACGACGAGACUAAGUUGACUUUGCACGGCUUGCAACAACAUUACGUCAAACUGGAGGAGAAUGGCAAGAACAGGAAGCUGAAUGAGCUGUUGGACACGCUUGAAUUCAACCAGGUCGUGAUCUUCGUAAAAUCAGUCGCGCGAGCAAUUGAGUUGGACAAGUUGCUGGUGUCGUGCAACUUCCCCUCCAUCAGCAUCCAUUCCGGCCUCGCACAGGAAGAACGUAUCAAGCGUUACACGGCUUUCAAGGCUUUUGAAAAGCGGAUACUUGUUGCCACCGAUAUUUUCGGUCGUGGCAUUGAUGUGGAACGAGUGAACAUAGUGGUGAACUAUGACUGCCCUCCAGAUGCAGAUAGUUAUCUCCACCGGGUCGGCCGUGCCGGACGCUUUGGCACUAAAGGCCUCGCUAUUACCUUUGUCUCCAGCGAGAGUGAUCAGCAGGUGAUGGCAGCUAUUCAAUCUCGCUUCGAAGUUGCUGUUCCAGAGUUGCCAGAGCAUAUCGAUCCCGCCAGCUAUAUGACGUCAUAAUCAGUUACAUAACUCACAGUAUGAUUGCAAUUUGUGUUCCUUAGUUUCCUAUGUCAAAUGUGUGUAGUGAUAUACUUCGUCUGAGCUUUCUGCUUUAUAUUAACUGUGGACUAUGUGCCUCAAUUGUGCUUUCCUUGCUACAAGCACAGUUAGUGCUGUUAGUUGGUGCUUGUGCUCAAAUCACUAAACCCGUGUUGAAUGGCUCCUGCAACUGAUUGAGGAUGUCAUAUCCAUGGCACUGUACAACUAGAAUAAGGCUGUUUUGCAUGGCAGGCACCUUGUUUACUGUGUUCAUGUUCACACCCAAUAUUUAACCCCACAAUGCCUUAUAACAUAUCUCUUCAUGGCUAGAAGACUAGAGACUUGAGACAUUGCACAUGGUGCCACAAUGCCUUAUAACAUACAUCUUUGUAGGUAGAAGAUUAGAGAUUUGGAGUAACAGUGCCC
This is a messenger RNA of Pisolithus orientalis, 1826 nucleotides long. RefSeq names its product P-loop containing nucleoside triphosphate hydrolase protein. NCBI's taxonomy places the organism in Eukaryota, Fungi, Basidiomycota, Agaricomycetes, Boletales, Pisolithaceae. Gene Ontology annotation, biological process: mRNA export from nucleus; mRNA splicing, via spliceosome. The transcript is spliced from 8 exons. The coding region runs from base 72 to 1379 and encodes 435 amino acids. Gene Ontology annotation, molecular function: ATP binding; RNA helicase activity; RNA binding. The record is from RefSeq and is a predicted model, not a curated record.